GGAACCUUUCCUCCUGGCUUCUGAGGAUUUCUGCUUUCCUCUCUUGUUCCAGCAGAACUGAUGGUGCUCUGCUGGCUGGGACACAACUUCCCCUUUGGAGGGGGUACUUUAGACUCACUUCUGCAGGGCUCGUCCAGGAGGCUAGGUAGCUCUGCCAUUACUGCUGCCAUCUGCUGGUGGACCAGAAUAUGGUGGCUGUGACGUUCAUUUUGACUAUGGGACUACUUCUGUAUCCAGGAUCAUAUGCAAACAAGGAGACAGACAUCUGUAAGCACACUUUAUCCUGCUCAGAGUGCAUCAAGUCCCAUCCCAGCUGCGUCUGGUGCUCAGCUAAGAAUUUUACACAAGGAGGCGAGUCAGAAGGUUCUCGAUGUGCCACCCGUCUGGAACUCCUCCAGCGUGGAUGUGAUGAAAAACAAUUGAUGGACCCGAAAGGACUUGUUCAGUUCCUUAAGGAUGUGCCCUUGAGUGACAAUGCUGAUGAAGAGACAGUCACACAACUAGCUCCACAGAAGGUCUAUCUAAAGCUACGCCCUGGAGAGAAAAGAACAUUUCAAGUGAGAUUCAAACGUGCCGAGGGGUACCCUAUUGAUCUCUAUUACCUGAUGGACUUGUCUUACUCCAUGAAGGAUGAUUUGGAAAAUGUGAAGAAAUUAGGAAGUGACAUUCAAGAAGUGCUACACAAUGUCACCAAGUCUGUACGCAUUGGUUUCGGCUCAUUCGUGGAUAAGACAGUGUUACCAUUUGUGAACACCAUGAAAUGGCACAUGCAGAAUCCUUGUCCAUCCCGAACAGAGAGCUGUCAGCCGCCCUUCAGCUACCGCCACGUCCUGUCUUUAACUUCAAAUCUAACCUUAUUCCAACAACGAGUCAGUGCUGAGAAUAUCUCAGGAAAUCUGGACACGCCCGAGGGAGGAUUUGAUGCCAUACUACAGGCAGCUGUGUGCACUGAUCACAUCGGCUGGAGGAACGUUACGCGGCUGUUGGUCUUUGCCUCUGAUGAUGUCUUUCACAUGGCAGGGGAUGGUAAAUUGGGUGGUAUCUAUAUCCCCACCGAUGGGCACUGCCACCUAAAUGAGAAUGGAGAGUAUUACAACAGUAAUAUGUUUGAUUAUCCAUCAGUCGGGCAUCUUUCGCAGAUCCUUACAGCAGCCAAUAUUCAACCUAUAUUUGCGGUCACAAGUAAUGUCCUCCCCACCUAUCAGGGGCUAAGUGAGCUGAUUCCUAAAUCUGCAGUGGGCGAAUUAAAGGAAGAUUCCAGCAACGUGGUUAAUCUGAUUUCUCAAGCCUACAAUAAUUUGUCAUCCACGGUGAACUUGGAACAUGUGAAUUUACCAAAAGGAAUUCACAUCUCCUAUGAUUCCCAUUGUCCUGACUUGACGAAGCAAGGGAAGCCACACGGUCUGUGCUCAGGGGUCAAAAUAAACCAAAUGGUAGAUUUUAACGUGACAUUAUGGAUGGAUGAGAAGACCUGCCAGGAUGGACUCCAGAGCUUCAAGCUCAGGGUGCUGGGAUUCAACGAAGAGAUAAAUGUGGACGUUGAGCCUGUAUGUAAUUGUGACUGCAAGGAGGAGGAGGCCUUCUCCAGUUACUGCACUGGGGGUUAUGGAAACUACAGCUGUGGCAUCUGCAGCUGCGUGGAAGGUUAUAAAGGAAAACACUGUGAAUGCCACCAAAACAAAUAUGAUUCCAAUGAAGGCUGCAUCAAUGGCUCACUGACGUGUAAUGGACGUGGAAAGUGUGAAUGUGGGCGCUGCGCAUGCAAUAAGCACGUACGAGGACAGUUUUGCGAGUGUGAUGAUGCGAGCUGUGAAAGAUAUGAAGGACAGCUAUGUGGAGGUCUCAGCAGGGGAGUCUGUAAUUGUGGUACCUGUAAGUGUACUUCCAACUACACCGGCAGCGCAUGCGGCUGCAGCCUGGAUACCGGCGCUUGUAUGACACCUAAUGGUAUAUGCAGUGGACAUGGAAAGUGCCAAUGCAGCAAAUGUGUCUGUGACAAGGGGUACUUCAACAAGCUGUGCAGCGACUGCCCUGGAUGCCAGACGCCAUGCCAGAAGUACAGUGCAUGUGCAGAGUGUAAGGCGUUUACAACCGAACUGCUGAAGGAGAACUGCACCCUAUAUUGUGGCCAUGUCAAAGUCACCAUGCUGAAAGCUUCAGAGUGGAGGGGGAAGGAGAAGGACGUCUGGUGCCAAGAGAAAGGGGAAGACUCACUUAUAACUUUCCACGUCACAGAGGAUGGAGAUUUAGUUCAUAUUCUUGUAAAGGAAAAGCAAGAGAUCCAAGAUCAUAGACAGAAACUCAUCCUGGGCUUGGUUCUGGGUAUAGUUUCCUUUGGGUUACUCAUUAUUAUUGUGUAUCGAGUCACCGUGGAGGUGUAUGACCGUCAGGAGUACCGUCGCUUCAUGAAAGCACGACACCAGGAGCAGUGGAAUGAUGCCCAAAACCCACUUUAUAAAAGUGCUAUAACCACUGUGGUAAACCCACAUUUCUUGCAAGAAUAAUUAGCAUCUCCUUACCUGGGAAGUACAAGAGAGUGUUAAUAGAAUACAUGAACCAACAACAUUCGAGAAAUUCACAAGGGUUUCAGAGAACAUGUAGACAUAACGGAUCUCCAACACCAUGCUGAAACACUGUAGAGGAAAGUGCCAGAAUUGGUGUAGGUAUACCAAAUAUUAAUAAUUAAUAUUCCCUUUAACAAAACACAAGGACUAAAAUUGUCAUGAAAAAUACAGUAAUAUCCACUGGACACAGAAGAACAAACUACCUUCAAAUGGAUCUUUUGUUAGAAGAGCCACCCGGAUGAUCGCAAACUAGGACCCCCAGCAAUAAUGUACGGGAAUCCAGCAGCAAGUGUUCAGUUUGCCUGCAGCGCCUCCACAGGAGAAAUCAAGCAUUAAACAGAGUCCACUGAAAAGCACAGAUGUGACAUUCCCUCCACUGCAAAGGACGCACUUUGUAGCUGUUCUCUGCUCCGGCUAAUUGAAGGUCACAAAUGAGGAACGUCCUCUAUUAUCCUGGAAGGCCUCUAACUGUCAUCAACUCAAGGGGGAACAGCAUGUCUCUCAUUGCAGAUUCUGGGCACACAGCUUGGGGUCUGGGACAGGCAAUACCACUUCUGGUAGUUGUGUGGAUGAUUUAAAUCAGGGAUGCUCAACCUGCAGCCCUCCAGCUGUUGCAGGACUACAACUCCCAGCAUAUAUAGCUGUGGGCUUUCCAGGCAUGCUGGGAGAUAUAGUUUUGCAACAGCUGGAGGGCAACAGGUUGGGCAUCCCUGUGUUAAAUGAUACCUGUCACCUUCACUAUGCUGCAUAGUGUAGUGAUAGAUCUUCAGAUUUCAGAGGUCUGUCACUAAUGGUACGGCAGUCAGUGAGGGGGAUGAGUCUGAUGAGGCUUGCUGUCCCCACUGUGACCCGCCUCUGGAGGAUGAUUGACAGGUUUCCUACCUUUGCAAAAGCAGGAGGUGGGGGAGGGGCAACAAGCAGUAUCGGACAUAUCUCACCCGCAGCGUUAGCUGCACGGUUUGGCAUGUUAGUACUGACUGCCAUCACAGAAGUGACAGACUGCUGAAAUCAGCGGGUCUGCACUACACUAUGCCCUCUGUGAGGGCAGCACAGUGCAAGUGACAGGGCCCCUUUAAGCCCUACAAUUAACAGCCAUUUUUGAUACCACAGCUGAACCUCUCCAAUAGGAAAGUAAUAUCAGGGAAUAUUAUUUGCUGUAUGAAUUGACUAUACACUGAUGUUUCCUUAACUAUGUAGUCGUCCUAUAAAAGCUUCUCAAGGGCUUGUAAAAGCUUAAAAUCUAAAAA
Molecule: messenger RNA, 3811 nt
Organism: Bufo gargarizans (Asiatic toad)
Lineage: Eukaryota; Metazoa; Chordata; Amphibia; Anura; Bufonidae
Gene: ITGB7
Product: integrin subunit beta 7
Exons: 16
Coding region: 189-2504 (771 amino acids)
Biological process (GO): integrin-mediated signaling pathway; cell-matrix adhesion; cell adhesion mediated by integrin
Cellular component (GO): cell surface; focal adhesion; integrin complex
Molecular function (GO): integrin binding
Source: RefSeq, a predicted model, not a curated record